Trifolium pratense (red clover) is the source of this 5376-nucleotide messenger RNA. Its product is annotated as DNA-directed RNA polymerase I subunit 1. Gene Ontology annotation, molecular function: DNA binding; DNA-directed RNA polymerase activity. NCBI's taxonomy places the organism in Eukaryota, Viridiplantae, Streptophyta, Magnoliopsida, Fabales, Fabaceae. The record is from RefSeq and is a predicted model, not a curated record. The coding region runs from base 164 to 5200 and encodes 1678 amino acids. Gene Ontology annotation, biological process: DNA-templated transcription. The transcript has 21 exons. Gene Ontology annotation, cellular component: RNA polymerase I complex.
UUGGAGCAGUAGCAACACCCACCCAUUCUUAAACCUUAAAACCCUACUAUGCGCCGUGAAGGAAACAAAGCAAUAACUCCGCCACUGUCAUCUCUAUACACUCGUCUUCCUCUUUCAUUCUACAGUCAAGCUUUUCUGGAAUCUCUCUCUUAGCACCACCAUAAUGGCUCACGCCUCUACUUCUGAGGGCGCAACCAAUUCCGUGAAAUCUGUUACCUUCAGUUUCAUAACCAACGAAGAGUUAAUCAAGACUAGUAGCAUCAAGAUAACCAAUCCCAUUCUCUGCAAUACCCUAGGUGAACCUGUUCCCGGUGGAUUAUAUGAUCCUGCUUUAGGUCCUUUAUUGGAUAAUUUAUCUAUUUGUGUAACAUGUGGUUUGUCUAAGGCUAAUUGCUCCGGCCAUUUUGGUCAUAUUGAGCUCGUUAACCCUAUCUACAACCCUAUGAUGUUCCCUUUUCUUGGAGAUAUUAUAAACUUAACGUGUUUCUCUUGCCAUCAUUUUAAGGCUAGUAGAAAUGAGGUGGAAAAGCGGGCCACCCAGUUGGAGCUCAUUCUGAAAGGGAAUAUUAGCAAGUCCAGAAGUUUGAAUGAAAUUAAACUAGAUGAUCAUGAACCCGUGGAUUCAGCUGAUGAUGAUGAUGAAGGCCAAUGUAGUAGUGCUGAGAAACCGGGAGGAAAUUGGUCCUCCCUUCAAUUUUCCGAGGCAAUGUCUGUUAUAAAGGAGUUUAUGAAGACCAAAUACAAGAAGUGUCUAAAUUGUGGAAACUACAGUCCUAAAAUUACUAAACCAAAUUUUGGAUGGUUUCACGUGAAAGCUCUCAAAGCUUCUCAAGUCAGAUCAAAUAUUAUUACAGGCAAUGACGCAUCCUUGGCAAGUGAAACAAUCAAUGAUGAUAUAUCUUUAGGAAAUAGAGAUUGUACAGAGGAAGAGGAUAUUGCCUCUGGUGGUACUGCAACUAGUAAUGCAGAAAAGCAUAAUAGAAAAAAGCUAAUAUUGUUUCAGCAAACUUCACUUGCUGGGUCUUUGCUACCCUCCCAGGUUAAGCAAAUUCUAGAGUUUUUGUGGGAAAAUGAAGCUCGGCUGUGCUCGCAUAUCAGUGACAUCCAAGAUCAAGGUUUUGGAAAGAAAGCUGGUCAUUCAAUGUUCUUUCUGGAAAACAUUUUCGUUCCACCAAUCAGAUUCCGUCCCCCAUUGAGAGCAGGUGAUAAAGUGGCGGAUCAUCCUCAAACUGUUUUGUUGAAUAAGGUUUUAGAGUCCAACAUAUCCUUGGGAGAUGCCCAUCGAAACAAGUCAGCUGCAUCAAUUGUUCUAGAUCGGUGGAGGGGUCUUCAGGAAUCUGUAAACCUUCUAUUUAACAACAAAACUGCUAAAAGCCAAAAAGAUGUGGCUGCUGGAAUAUGUCAGUUGCUGGAAAAGAAGGAGGGCAUCUUUCGCCAGAAAAUGAUGGGAAAAAGAGUUAAUUUUGCAUGCCGCUCUGUCAUUUCACCAGAUCCUUAUUUAGCAGUCAAUGAAAUUGGGAUUCCUCCAUAUUUUGCUCUAAGGUUAACAUAUCCUGAGAGAGUGACUCCUUGGAAUGUAGUUAAGUUGAGGGAUGCUGUCCUAAAUGGUUCUGAAACCCAUCCGGGUGCCACACUCUAUGCUGAUAAAUCAUCAACAAUUGUGCUUAAUAAAGAAAAGGGGGGAAAGAGGGACAGCCGUAUUCAUACAGCAAGGAGAUUACAAUCCACAAGGGGGGUUAUUAUGCAUCACGGGAAGAUACAUGACCAGGAAUUUGAAGGAAAAAUUGUGUAUCGUCACUUGAAGGAUGGUGAUGUAGUUCUUGUCAAUCGACAGCCAACACUUCACAAACCUAGCAUAAUGGCACAUGUGGUGCGUGUUCUGAAGGGGGAGAAAACUGUACGCAUGCAUUAUGCAAACUGCAGUACAUACAAUGCUGAUUUUGACGGUGAUGAGAUUAAUGUUCAUUUUCCACAAGAUGAAAUUUCACGUGCUGAAGCUUACAAUAUUGUAAAUGCCAACAACCAAUAUAUGAAGCCUACAAGUGGUGAACCACUCAGAGCCCUGAUUCAGGAUCAUAUUGUAAGUGCUGCUCUUCUCACAAAAAAAGAUACCUUUUUGAGCUGUGAACAGUUCAAUCAACUUCUCUACAGUUCUGGUGUAUCAAUGACUGGAACGGGCACUUUCACUUGCAAACCAGGACAGAAAAUUUCCAUGUCAAACUCUGAGAGUGAAAUGUUUCUGUUUCCUCCAGCAAUAUUCAAGCCAGAGCCAUUGUGGACAGGGAAACAGGUUAUCAGUGCUUUGCUACGCUAUAUCACUAAAGGUCGCCCACCAUUUACUGUUGAGAAGAAUGCAAAACUCCCAUCUAGUUUUUUUAAGACUCAAAUGAGGGAGGAAAAAAAACACACUACAGAUACAUCAAGAGAGAAGGAAGAGCAUGAGGAUAAAUUGUUGAUAUAUAGAAAUGAUUUGGUGCGCGGUGUAAUUGACAAGGCUCAAUUUGGUGACUAUGGAAUGGUGCAUACGGUGCAAGAGUUUUAUGGCUCAAAUACUGCUGGCAUUUUUCUUUCGGCAUUAAGUCGGUUAUUCACAAACUUUUUACAGAUGCAUGGGUUCACAUGUGGGGUUGAUGAUCUUCUGAUAACAGAAGGAAAGGAUAGUGAAAGAAUAGCUGAACUUGAAAGCUGCGAGAUAAUUGGUGACAAAGUUCACCGUGAAUUCAUUGGUGUCAUGAAGGACGCUAAUAUAGAUCCAAUCACGAUGCAGUUGAAUGUUGAGAAAAAAAUACGCAGUGAUGGAGAAGCAGCCGCAGCACACUUAGAUAUGCAGAUGAUAAGUCAUCUUAACGAUGUAACUGGCAAAAAAGCCGUAUUGAAGAACUUACUAUCUGAAGGAAUAUUAAAACCCUCAGGAAAAAAUUGCAUUUCUCUGAUGACUACAUCUGGAGCUAAGGGUGGUAUGAUCAACUUCCAGCAGAUAUCUUCUUAUCUUGGCCAACAAACGCUUGAAGGAAAACGAGUCCCAAAUAUGGUUUCUGGAAAGUCCUUACCUUGCUUUCCAUCAUGGGAUUGUUCCCCAAGAGCAGGAGGGUUCAUUACUGAUCGGUUUCUUACAGCUCUUCGUCCACAGGAAUAUUACUUUCAUUGUAUGGCUGGUCGGGAAGGGCUUGUUGACACUGCAGUCAAAACAUCUAGGAGUGGUUACCUGCAAAGAUGUCUAAUAAAAAACCUUGAGUCUCUUAAAGUUUGUUAUGAUCAUACUGUCCGUGAUGCUGAUGGUUCAAUUAUUCAGUUUCAUUAUGGAGAAGAUGGUGUGGAUGUCCAUCAAACUAGCUUUGUCACCAAGUUUGAAGCAUUGUCAAUUAAUGAAGAAUUGGUUUACAGCAACUGUUGCCGUCAGCUAGAUAGAUCUAGUCCUUAUAUUAACAAGUUGCCUGAUGCUCUUAAAGGAGGAGCAGAAAACUUCAUUCGCGAUUUCUCUUCAAAACAGAGAAAUUCCAGUUCAAUGAAACAUGCGGAUUUCCUGCAGUUAAUGGAGCACAAGUACGUCUCAAGUCUUGCUCAACCAGGUGAACCAGUAGGUGUUUUAGCUUCUCAGUCUGUUGGAGAACCGGCAACACAGAUGACUUUGAAUACUUUCCACUUAGCUGGUCGAGGUGAAAUGAAUGUGACUCUCGGAAUUCCACGUUUGCAAGAGAUUGUGGUGGCAGCAUCCAACAAAAUCAAGACUCCCUUUAUGACAUGCCCCCUGAGGGUUGGUAAAUCUAAGGAAGAUGCUGAACGCCUUGCAGAUAAAAUGAAAAAGAUCACUGUAGCUGACAUAAUUGAGAGAAUAAAAGUGACUGUUGUAUCAAUUACUGAAAGAGACGGUCAGAUUUGCCAUAUAUAUAAGCUUACGAUGAAGCUUUAUAAACCUAUACACUAUCCAAAAUACACUGAUGUUACACUUGAAGACUGGGAGGACACUCUUAGAGUUGGCUUUGUGAGGGGGUUGGAGGAUGCGAUUCAAAAUCACAUUGUAUUGCUGGGUAAAAUUAGUGGCAUAAAAGAUUAUAAAGACAAACCGAAUUCUUCAAAUGGUGUAAAAAAUGAUCAUAGCAAUGAAUCAGAAUCUAACAGAAAUGAUCAAGCUAAUGAUGACGAUGAUGGCGAUGUUGAUGACAAUGAGGAUGCUGAAGAUCUUGGUUUUGAUGCUCAAAAGAGUAAACAACAAGCUAUGGAUGAGGUCGAAUACGAAGAUGGCUCUGAAGAGGAGACGCAUGAUGGUGAAGAUGAUGCGGAUCGAAAAGGUGGCAAGGAUGGGAACUUUGAGGGUGUUGAGCAUGGCAAAGAUGAGGAAGAUGGUAAAGGUGAUGGGGAUGAGGAUGACAGUGAUAUUGAAGUAAAUGGGGAUGACAGUGAUAUUGAUGUAAGUGAUAAUGAUAAAAAUGUGGCAAUUGAUGCAAAUAACUCUCAAGGACGUGAAGAAACGUCGAAAUCUGAAAAGAGAAAAUCUGAAGCUGAAUUUAAAGAAAAUGACAGGAGAAUUUAUGUGAAAGCUCGGGGGAUGCGUUUUGAGAUCCACUUUAAAUUUCCUGAUGCUGAACCUCACAUAUUAUUGGCUCAGAUUGCUCAGAGAACAGCCAAGAAUGUUUGUAUCCAGAACUUUGGAAAGGUUGGCCAAUGUAAAGUUAUUACAUGUAAAGAAGCUGCUGUAAUGUACUAUGGUGAAGAUGUUGGUAAAAGGGAUGAUAUUCCGUCACUUGAGAAAGCAAAAAUAAAUGCCCUUCAAACGUCUGGUAUACAUUUUAAAACAUUUUGGGAGAUGCAGGAUGAUCUUAAUGUUAGGUAUAUUUAUUCAAACAGCGUGCAUGAUGUACUAAACACCUACGGGGUGGAAGCUGCCAAAGAAAUCAUCAUCAGGGAAGUGAAAAGUGUUUUCAAGGUUUAUGGGAUAACAGUAAACAUCCGACACUUGAUGCUUAUUGCUGACUUUAUGACACACACAGGUGGGUAUCGCCCUCUGACCAGAAAGGGGAUACAAGAUUCUACAUCCCCUUUCGUCAAAAUGUCUUUUGAGACAGCAUCCAACUUCAUUGUUGAAGCAGCUUAUCACGGUCAGGUGGACACCUUGGAGACUCCUUCUUCUAGAAUUUGUCUUGGUUUGCCGGUGAAGAUGGGAACUGGGUGCCAUGAUUUGAUACAGAAGCUAGAAAUAUGAUGUAGCAGAAAUGAUCUCCAGCUCUAGAUCUUUGACCAUCAACAAAUUUUGACAACAUAUUGUACAACUGUUAUUCACAAAAAUUAUGAUUAUUUUAUCUCGUGAAAAGUAAAUUGCUUGCUGAUAAAAUAUUAUGGUUUCUUAUAUAAUACAAUGUUUAUUUUUAGGGGGAAAAA